CCCUGCACGGUUCUUACCCUUUGGCAGAGGGGAAGAUUUUAAUUUCCCGUCUAUACGAUGUACCAUUCUUAUUACUUAAAGGCGGGACCAAGUACAGUACACCCAGAAGAAACUGAGUGGAAGGCAACUUUCGACAGCAGACUCCGGUUGCUAAAAUGUUGCUAUGGUUGACUCGAUGCCUCCCGGGCUUUAGCUUGCUGGCGUUGGCAUGCCUGCUGCUCUCUGCCUUUUCGGACACCCUGAAAUCGCCGUCAUGGAAAGGCAGAAUUCCCCGACCCGGCGAUGGGUCAAAAGGUGAAACGGAAAAGCCGUUGAAUAUGGCCCAGGAGGUGUUUGUGAUAUACACCAUCUUCAUCCACGUCAAUAUGUUUGUUUUCACACUACGCCUUGCUUUCUCCCUAUUCUCGAUGACCAAGAAAACCCGUGGAACCGUGCUCAAGCACCAACCAGACGCGUCAAUGAUGGCACUCUCCGAAGACGGUACGAAGUCUGAGGGAAGAAGGUCGGUCACGUCCGGUCUUCAGAAGCAAUCCGAUCUGCCUGCCAGGGAACCUACCGACGAGAUCAAUGACAGCAACCACAGCCGAGACCUGAUACAUGCGAUCAUUCUCCCCAACUACUGUGAGGAUCUUGAUACGUUACGAACAACUUUGACUGUCCUGGCGAGCCAUCCGACAGCAAAAUGGCAAUAUGAUGUAUAUUUGGCGAUGGAGCAAAAGGAAAGUAGCGCGGCCGCCAAGGCAGCACGACUGCUCUCUGAAUUCGAGAAGUCCUUUCUUCAUAUCGGGGCGACGUUCCAUCCAUCCGGCUUGGUGGGGGAAAUUGCAGGCAAAAGUUCGAAUGUGGCCUUUGCGGCGCGACAUAUCCUCGAAGCGCACCGUACAGCAUUGCGCGCAGAACCCUGUAAUGUGCUUGUCACCGUGAUGGACGCUGAUAGUCACUUGUCCCAAUAUUAUUUUGCCGAGAUCCAGCGACUGAACUCUCACCAUCUUGGCGAGGCUGACCGUUCGUUUUAUUGCUGUCCGAUCAUCUUCGACCGCAAUUCGCACGAUACGCCCGUGCUGGUGCGAUGCGCCGAUCUUCUCUGGGGGUUCGCAGGCCUGUCGACCAUGUAUCCGGGCACGUGGCUGGCGCUUCCGACGUCUGUUUAUUCUCUGCCGCUCGCGCUGGUGGAAAGAGUUGGCGGGUGGGAUAGCGACCCAACGGCGAUCGGCGAAGACCUGCACAUGUUGCUCAAGUGUUAUUUUGGCACGCAGGGAGACAUCGUUACGCGCGUGGUUCCCGUGCCGGCGAGUCAGUGCAAUGUGUCGAGCGACAAGGGCCGCGGCUGGCGGCGCCAAGUAGAGACGCUCUUUGCUCGCUAUCGACAAGGUCUGCGACACAUGUGGGGAGCACUCGAUACAGGAUUCGCAGCACGGCAGAUGGCGAUCAAUCUUCGUCUUGGUCGCCGGCGUCUGUUUCCACGGCUGCGCGAUAUCACCAUCGUCCAUCUGCUGUGGGAGGCACACUUUUUGCCCUGCCACCUCACCGUCUUGCUGGUUUUCUCCGUCCUCUAUGAACUCUGCGUUCCAACCACCCAGGUGCACCCUGCCAUUGCAUGGGCAUUUUGGUUUACCGGUCUGCUGCGGACUCUCUCUUUUAUCGGCAUGAACGUCAACCUUUCCAUGUACGGACGCUGGCAUGCGAUGUGCCUCGACAUGCGGAUGCAGGAUAUGCGUGCGGCCAACCUGACCGGAACUGGUUGCUCGCGGCGAACAUGGUAUCAACCGCAAUAUCUUCUCGAAAGGAUCUGCUUUCCAGUGGCAGGAACCGUGUUCGGAGCACUACCCACUCUGCAUGCCGUGUUUGCUCAUUUUUGGACGGAUCGCCUCGUGUAUCGAGUGAGUCAGAAGCCAGUCUUCAGCGUCGAGAGCAGCGCGAUUGUCUAGGGUAGGGUUUCUGGUGAGUUAAUCGUAUUUACUGACCAGUGGCGAGGGAUAUAUCAAUGAUUUUCGUUCUGUGUUGACGAGUUGGUAUACAUUAUUACGUAUUUUAAUGAUGAUAAUGGACCGAGUUAUGCUA
This is a messenger RNA of Paecilomyces variotii, 2061 nucleotides long. Its product is annotated as glycosyl transferase family group 2-domain-containing protein. Bases 156 to 1928 code for a protein of 590 amino acids. Lineage: Eukaryota; Fungi; Ascomycota; Eurotiomycetes; Eurotiales; Thermoascaceae. The record is from RefSeq and is a predicted model, not a curated record. The transcript has 3 exons.